Molecule: messenger RNA, 9143 nt
Organism: Salvelinus namaycush (lake trout)
Lineage: Eukaryota; Metazoa; Chordata; Actinopteri; Salmoniformes; Salmonidae
Product: collagen alpha-1(V) chain-like
Exons: 60
Coding region: 287-6316 (2009 amino acids)
Molecular function (GO): extracellular matrix structural constituent
Source: RefSeq, a predicted model, not a curated record
CACUUCUGAUCGGAGGCUCAGCAGCGCAGGGUAGCCUUUUCAGAGGAGCGAGAAGAGGAGUGGAGAGGACGAGUGCGCGAGAGAGGGUGUCCCAUCCGUCACACUAGCUGGAUGAAUCCACACUCCAAAACGUAUGGCUGCUUGAGAAAAUAACGCUAUUUUCCCCUUCUCUCUUUCUCUGGGACCUUUGGCUACCAGUUCUCUCCUAAUCAGAAGUUGUCACAAGUAUUUUUUCAGUUGCUCUUAAAAAGUUAACCCACUUUUGUCGUGGACGUUACUGGCGACCAUGGAUACACAUAUAAGAUGGAAAGUAAAACGGAGGAUAAAGGACUCGCAAAUCACUUUAGCGAUACUUCUACUUUUUGUCACAUCACAAGCCAGUUCAGUGGAGCCAGCGGACCUCUUGAAGAUUUUAGAUUUCCCCAGUUUACCUGAAGGCGUUACGAAAACCACAGGUUUCUGUGCGCAUAGAAAGUCAACAAAAGGAGCCGAUGUAGCCUACAGAGUAUCCAAAGAAGCCCAGCUCAGCGCCCCCACCAAACAGCUGUACCCUGCUGAUGUGUUUCCAGAGGACUUCUCCAUCCUGGCUACAGUGAAGCCUAAGAAGGGCUCCCAGUCCUUCCUGCUGUCUGUGUAUAACGAGCAGGGUAUCCAGCAGCUUGGGGUGGAGGUGGGACGCUCUCCUGUCUUCCUGUAUGAGGACCACAUGGGUAAACCCAGCCCUGAGGACUACCCCCUCUUCAGAGGUCUCAAUCUGGCCGAUGGAAAGUGGCACAGAGUGGCCAUCAGUGUUCACAAACAGAGCAUCACCAUCAUCCUGGACUGUAAAAAGAAGACCACGCAGAAACUGUCCAGGAGUCCACACCCCAUCAUCGACACCAAAGGAAUUGUGGUCUUCGGAACUAGAAUACUUGAUGAAGAAGUCUUUGAGGGAGACAUCCAGCAGCUGUUGAUUGUGGCGGACCACCGUGCUGCCUAUGACUACUGUGAACACUACAGCCCCGACUGUGAGGUUCCUGUCCCAGAGCAGCCCCAGGCCCAGGACCCCAACACAGACGAAUAUAACACAGAGGAGGACAGCUAUUACUAUGAGUAUCCUUACUAUGAGGACAUGGAUGGGAAACCUUCCGAGUCCACCUCCGAGACUGAGACUGACGAACAAGCUGGACCUGCCACGGAAGACGUAAAGGUGUCCGUGCCAGAGAGCGGCCGUGUGGUCACCUCAGUCAAAGAGGUGGUGUCAUCAGUCAGGGAUACAGCCAGUCAGGGAGUCGAGGGAAAAGUGUUGACCGCCGUUUCUACCGGAAGCGCCUCCGCUGGAGCCGCUGCUACUGCAGCAGGAGCCGGAGCCGCCGGCGAGGAGGCCUACGGGAAAGAGACCAGCCCUUAUGACGGCUAUGAUACGGAUAGUUAUGGGAACUACGAAUCAUACUACGACGAGUCCACGGUCGCGCCCGACGGCACUCGCAGAGUCACCAUCAGCAGCUCGAGCACGGGGACCGGCGCAGGGGUGGAGCUGGACCUGGGGCUGGGGUCAAAGUUUGACCUGGGCACGGGGGCGGAGUUUGAGAAGGUCAUCACCAGUAGUGGAGGAGUCACCAUCACACGCAACAAGACCUCGGCUGGAACAGGCUACGAUGACAACUACGGUGAGGGCUAUGACCUGUCCUAUGGAGAGGGAGAGGGAGAGGAGUACAGCAUCGGUGGCGGUGACCAUGACAGCAGAAUCAGCAGCAGCAGCAGUACUGUCGAAAUCGGUACUGGUGGUGGUGGUGGUGGAUCUGUAUCGGUCGGGGGCGGUUCUGUUUCCGUUGGGGGCGGUUCCGUUUCCGUUGGUGGUGGUUCCACUUCCGUUGGGGGCGGUUCCGUCUCUGUAGGUGGAUCUGCCAGCGCCGGAGGUGGGGCAGCAAGAGCAGGAGCUGGAGCUGGGGAUUCGGUUGCUACGGGAGCCGGGGGCCAGGGUGUGGCUAUUGAGGGAGACUACACUGAUCUGGAGGGUGAUCGGUUCAAAGAGGAGUCCAUCCCUGAGUAUGGGGACGCAGACUAUGGUUAUGGAGACCUGGACUACGGUGGACAGGAGGAGAAGGUGCUGCCAGCCGAGACAGACGAGUACUACGGACAGGUUGAUGGGUCUCGGGGAGAGAAGGGACAGAAGGGAGAACCUGCUAUCAUUGAGCCUGGAAUGCUGGUGGAGGGUCCGCCCGGUCCGGAGGGCCCAACAGGUCUCCCUGGACCCCCAGGUUCCUCCGGCCCCCCAGGCAGCCACGGAGACGCAGGAGAAAGGGGUCCUAAUGGUCGUGCUGGUCUUCCUGGUGCUGAUGGUCUGCCAGGACCUCCAGGGACUGUCCUGAUGCUGCCUUUCCGCUUCAGUUCUGGAGGAGACUCUGGACAGAAGGGACCUCAGGUGUCUGCUCAGGAGGCCCAGAUGCAAGCCAUCAUGCAACAAGCUAGGCUGGCGAUGCGUGGUCCUACUGGCCCUAUGGGUUUGACAGGUAGAUCUGGUCCUCUGGGUUCUCCAGGUGUGGCUGGACUGAAGGGAGAGUCUGGAGAGUCCGGUCCUCAGGGACCUCGUGGACCAUUGGGUUCUCACGGACCCUCUGGGAAGCCCGGCAGAAGGGGACGUGCUGGUUCUGAUGGAGCCAGAGGCAUGCCUGGUCAGACCGGAACCAAGGGAGACAGAGGGUUUGAUGGUCUGGCUGGACUUCCUGGUGAGAAGGGACACAGAGGUGAAUCUGGACCCCAUGGACCUCCCGGACCCACAGGAGAGGAUGGAGAGAGAGGAGACGAUGGAGAGAUCGGGCCACGGGGGCUGCCUGGUGACCCAGGACCUCGUGGGUUGCUGGGACCUAAGGGACCUCAGGGACCUCCCGGAUCCCCUGGUGUAACUGGAAUGGAUGGCCACCCUGGACCCAAAGGAAACAUUGGACCACAAGGAGAACCUGGCCCCAAUGGACAGCAAGGGAACCCUGGUGCUCAGGGACUUCCAGGUCCUCAGGGAGCCAUCGGGUCCCCAGGAGAGAAGGGGCCUACCGGAAAACCAGGACUGUCAGGAAUUCCAGGUGCUGACGGACCCCCAGGUCACCCUGGCAAGGAAGGACCCAACGGAGAGAAAGGACAUUUGGGUCCCGCAGGCCCCCAAGGCCCAAUCGGUUAUCCCGGGCCCCGAGGCGUGAAGGGAGCCGACGGUGUACGAGGCCUGAAAGGAGGAAAGGGUGAAAAGGGAGAAGAUGGAUUCCCUGGCUUCAAGGGAGAUAUGGGAAUCAAGGGUGACAGGGGUGAGCUGGGUCCUGCUGGACCCAGAGGAGAGGACGGACCUGAGGGGCCCAAGGGUCGCUCCGGUCUUCCUGGAGAUGCUGGCCCUCUUGGACCCAACGGUGAAAAGGGCAAACUGGGUGUUCCAGGGUUGCCAGGAUAUCCAGGAAGACCAGGACCAAAGGGAUCUCAGGGAUUCCAAGGUUUCCCCGGAGCCAACGGAGAGAAAGGAACAAGGGGACUUGCAGGGAAGGCUGGCCCAAGAGGACAGAGAGGACCAACGGGGCCUCGUGGAGAGAGGGGACCAAGGGGACCAACAGGAAAAGCUGGACCAAAGGGUACCUCAGGAAGUGAUGGCCCCCCAGGACCUCCCGGUGAGAGGGGUCUUCCAGGGCCUCAAGGACCAACAGGAUUCCCCGGACCAAAGGGCCCACCCGGACCUGCUGGGAAAGAUGGUCUGCCCGGACACCCUGGACAGAGAGGAGAGACUGGUUUCCAAGGCAAGACUGGCCCACCUGGACCCCCAGGAGUGGUUGGACCUCAGGGCCCCACAGGUGAGACUGGACCAAUGGGAGAGCGUGGCCAUCCAGGACCCCCAGGCCCACCCGGUGAGCAGGGUCUCCCUGGAUCUGCUGGUAAAGAGGGAGCUAAGGGUGACCCCGGUCCUGCUGGCCCGGCUGGUAAGGAUGGGCCCCCUGGUCUGAGAGGGUUCCCAGGAGAGAGAGGUCUGCCCGGCCCAGUGGGGGCUCACGGCCUGAAAGGUAGUGAAGGCCCCAACGGCCCACCUGGACCUGCUGGUUCCCCUGGUGAGCGUGGUCCUGCUGGCCCAGCCGGACCCACCGGUCUCCCUGGACGACCAGGACCUCAGGGACCCCCUGGACCCGCUGGAGAGAAGGGUGGACCGGGUGAAAAAGGACCCCAAGGCCCCGCCGGUAGAGAUGGUGUCCAGGGACCUGUUGGUCUGCCUGGCCCAGCUGGACCUCUCGGACCCCCAGGAGAGGAUGGAGACAAGGGAGAGAUUGGAGAGCCAGGUCAGAAGGGAGGCAAAGGAGACAAAGGAGAGCAUGGUCCACCUGGUCCUACUGGUCCCCAAGGCCCGGUUGGAGCGCCUGGUCCUGCUGGAGCUGAUGGAGAGCCCGGUCCCAGAGGUCAGCAGGGUCUGUUUGGCCAGAAGGGAGAUGAAGGAUCCAGAGGGUUCAAUGGACCCCCUGGCCCAGUGGGACUGCAGGGAUUACCAGGUCCAGCCGGCGAGAAAGGAGAAACUGGAGACGUUGGUCAGAUGGGUCCUCCCGGUCCUCCUGGCCCCAGAGGUCCCUCCGGACCCCCAGGAGCUGACGGCCCUCAGGGACCUCCUGGUGGUAUUGGAAACCCUGGAUCUGUUGGAGAGAAGGGUGACUCAGGUGAAAACGGAGAACCUGGUCUUCAGGGAGAACUUGGCGGACCUGGCCCAAGAGGAGAGCGAGGAGAGAAGGGAGAGUCCGGUCCUGCAGGUUCUGCUGGACCCCCCGGCCCUAAAGGUCCCCCUGGAGAUGACGGUCCUAAAGGAAGUCCUGGUCCAAGUGGUUUCCCUGGUGAUCCUGGUCCCCCUGGCGAGAUCGGACAGGCUGGUUUAGACGGUCCUCCUGGUGACAAGGGAGAUGACGGAGAGGCUGGUCAACCUGGUUCUCCUGGACCCACCGGAGAGUCAGGUCCUUCUGGCCCACCAGGAAAGAGAGGCCCCCAUGGUACAACUGGACCCGAGGGCAGGCAAGGAGAGAAGGGAGCCAAGGGAGAGUCUGGUCUGGAGGGCCCACAGGGAAAGACAGGCCCCGUUGGUCCUCAGGGAGCACCUGGCAAGCAAGGUUCUGAAGGUCUCAGAGGUAUCCCCGGCCCAGUUGGGGAACAAGGUCUUCCAGGUUCCUCAGGCCCCGACGGACCCCCUGGACCCAUGGGUCCUCCAGGAUUACCAGGUUUGAAGGGAGACUCUGGCAUUAAGGGAGAAAAGGGCCACCCUGGUCUGAUCGGUCUGAUCGGGCCUCCAGGAGAGCAGGGAGAGAAGGGUGACAGAGGUCUGCCAGGCCCCCAGGGGACAUCAGGACCCAAAGGAGACAAUGGUAUUGCUGGCCCCUCAGGUCCUCUUGGUCCUCUGGGACCUCCAGGAUUACCAGGUCCUCCUGGUCCUAAAGGAGCUAAGGGGUCAUCGGGUCAAACUGGUCCCAAGGGAGAGACUGGUGUUCCUGGACAACCUGGGCCUCCUGGUCCUCCUGGGGAUGUCAUCCACCCGCUGCCCAUGCAGUCGAGCCCCAAGCGGAGCCGCAGGAACAUCGAUGCCAGCCAGAUGAUGGACGAUGCCAAUGCAGAUGCCAACUACAAGGACUACGACGAUGGAAUGGAGGAGAUCUUCGGAUCCCUCAACUCCCUCAAGCUGGAGAUCGAGCAGAUGAAGCACCCACUCGGAACACAGGGCAACCCCGCCCGCACCUGCAAGGACCUGCAGCUCUGCCACCCUGACUUCCCCGACGGUGAAUACUGGAUCGACCCCAACCAGGGUUGCUCGAGGGACUCUUUCAAGGUCCACUGCAACUUCACAGCAGGAGGAGAGAGCUGUAUCUACCCUGAUAAGAAGUCUGAAGGGAGCAAAAUGGCAAAAUGGCCCAAAGACUCCCCAGGCUCUUGGUAUAGUCGCUACAAGCGAGGUUCCCUGCUCUCGUACGUGGACGCUGAGGGCAACCCCAUUGGUGUGGUCCAGAUGACCUUCCUGCGUCUGCUGAGCGCGGCCGCCCGCCAGAACCUCACCUACAACUGCUACCAGUCGGUGGCCUGGCACAACCAGGACGGGGACUCAUACGACAAGGCCAUCCGCUUCCUGGGCUCCAACGACGAGGAGAUGUCCUAUGAUAACAACCCCUACAUCAGAGCCGUGGUGGACGGCUGUGCGUUGAAAAAGGGCUAUGAAAAGACAGUACUGGAGAUCAACACACCAAAGGUGGAACAGGUGCCUUUUGUUGACAUCAUGUUCAAUGAUUUCGGCGGGGCUACGCAGAAGUUUGGAUUCGAAGUGGGUCCUGUCUGUUUCAUCGGCUAAGACUGUUUACUGAACAAAAUGGAGAAAAUAAAAAGCAUAUUUAUUUUCUCAGAAACAAAACACAUGAAUAGGACAAUUUGUAUUUGUGUAAAACAUUCUGUGUCCAAAAGCAACAAGUAUGAAUAAAAUACACAAAAAUCAAGAUGAGAAUACUACAAUACAUUUCUAGAGGAUUCGAUAAGAAUAAUAAAAAAAGAGCAACCUUGUAACCUCAGUGUGCCUUCUCCAUCACAUGCAAGUUUUGAAACUGAAUAAGUCAGAUACUACCGACCCCUAUCUUCACCCAUGACCCCUAUCACUGUUCCCAAACCUCCACACACUCCCAGAGCACUUGAUGUAAAUCCAGUCUGGUUGUCGAACUCACCGGAGGCAAACUUUUACCUGCUACUCCACUGGUUUCAGAAGGUUGCCAUGGACUCCAUCCCAUGUGGCAGUUUUCUUCUUUGUUUUUUUUUAUUGGUUUUUGUUGUUGUUUUUUUGUCUCCCUCUCAAUUCCCUCUUUGAAUAUUUUAUUAAUUAGUUCAUUCGUUCAUUCGUUUGCUCAUUCAUUCAUUUCGGAAGCUUUGUUUUGUGCAUAAUUGUCUCCCCAUUCUUCUGAAUGGAACUUAUAUAUAUAAAUAUAUAUAAAUAUUUUUUGUAUGUUUGUAAGUACUUUCUGUAUAUUUUUCCUGGUAAUGUUUAUUGUUUCUGGCUUCAAAACAUGCAUGUGACCUUUUAAGACGUGAGGUAAAAGAUGAUGGUCAUUGGAAUACAUCAAAUUCGCAGAUACUAAAGUAAGGAAUUGGACAUGUAAAUUGGAGAAUAGAUGAGGAGGGCUUGUCUUGUUGCUGGGUGUGAAGAACACCUUAUUGUAAUUUAAGAACCGAAUGAAAAUAAAAUAUGGAAAUAUUACUCUGCGCUAGUAUGUGAGAGUUGAUUACCAUAACAGAUCAUGUGUCAAGAUACAAAUGACAAACAUUCCUCCUCUUGUGUCCUCUAUUUUGGGUGCAUUUUGAGAUUUUAUUAACUUAAUAAACAACUUUGAUAUUUUUUUCCUUCAAUAGUUCCAUAUUUCUACUCUAUCAAACGAUAUAUGCAGCAGGAGAUGUCACUUUUCAAUGAAACACAAGAAAUCAAUACUUAGGUGCUAUUCUUUCUCCUGUGGUGCUAUUAUAUUUUCAAGUUUGUUGUUAUUUUGUAAGUACAGUAAGCUGAUGGUGGUGAUGUUAACUUGUUACCAUGACUACCCUGUCUGUCCCUGACCCUGACCCUCUUAGCCAUCACCUCUGACACAACAUCUUCGCUACAUUCUUAUUUAUGUCCAGGGGUGUUUUAAUGCAUGCCAGUUUGCUUCAUAUUCAUUCAUAGAUCCAUGCAGUAUUUUAUUUUAUGUAUUUCUCUGCUUCCAAGGCCCACUUAGUAAAAACUAACAGCGUCUGAUCAUACUGCAAAUUACUUGGAAUGUGCUAAUAGAAAUAAGAUUGUACUCAGUUGCCGAAUGUGGUGCUAAUUUAUCAAAUUUUCUUAGAUGUCUUUAAAAAAGAAAGAAAACGGUAGAAGCGAUGCUGCAAUGCUUGCAUAUCAUGGUUCCAAGACAUGGUGCAUUUUGUGAAUGGAUCUCAUGAUUGGUGUUAUGUACAAUGGAUAAUCUUUUUCACUUCGUCAAGCUUUUUACUGCUUUUCUUUUUCGGGGUUGGGGGUGAAGGUGACUGGUUUGGAAUGGGUACGGAGUGUCUCCCCAUUUGAGUAUUCCAAAGCACAUGGCCGAGGAACAGUUUGGAGUUUUGGUACCAGAAACCAUUAACUUUCUUACCAAAGGCUUUUUUUUUAUAUAGCUUUAAGUUCCUAGAGGGCCAAGAAUCCACUACGUAUUUUGAAAUCCACUAUUUGAAAAUGUGGUAGAAUUGUCUAAUGAUGAUUAAAAUCAGAUGUGUCAUGUACAAGUCAAAAAUAUAUUUUCAAACAUAUAUUUAAAAAAAUAAAAAUGACAAAUUUAGAUUUUUUUUUUUAAGUGAACGAUAUCUAAUAGUCCAUCAGAUUAACCCGCUUAAAGGUAGAAAAGCCAGAUGCAAAGCUUGUUUUUGUAUUGUUGUUUGGGGUCUUCUGAUGUAACUGUUGUUUUACUUUCUUAAGCGCUAGUUAUACCCUUGUACAAACUAUGCACUCUGCCUGCUUUUGACCACUACAGCAUCUGCCACAGAAAGUUUUACUGUCCUGCAUAAGUAGCUUGUUUUUUGUUAUGUUUUUUGUUUUUACCUUCUAGAUAUGUGACUUGAACCAUUUACGUUAAGAUACACUUAUUGAUCAUCAAUUUUUAAUGUUCAUUUCGAUGAAGCACUCCAAAUUUAACAUGUUUGCUUUCAAUAAAAGGACAAAACAUUUUUGUACAUUUUCAGAACCAGCAGUAAUGCUGCCAAUAAAGUUUUUUGUUUUGUUUUGUUUUGUUUUUUGUUUUUUUAUUGUUUUACGUUUGUCUGUUCGUUAGUUUUUAUGGUCUUGUCUGUGUAAGAGAGGAUAGAAGAUAUAUUGGUUUUUAUGUCAAUAAAUUCAAGUUUACUGUGGCCACCCACUCUUGUAUGUCUUUUGAAGCAUUAAAACCUAUCUGUAUGCAUGAAAUUGUAAAGUUUUUUUCUCUUGUUUUUAUACUUUACAAUGACAUGAUCUCCAACCCACUUUUUAUUAUUAAAAUAGGUAGAAUGCUACAUUUCAUAUGCUAAAAUUGAAAACGGUCAUGUCCAUAAUUGUGAAGUGGAGAGAGAAUGGUGAUGUUGUAACUCUCUACCCACAGCCAAUUGUCAUUUGUAGUAUAUUUAUUGUAUUAUUUAAAAAUAAAUGUAAAUUGACACCA